Molecule: messenger RNA, 1816 nt
Organism: Bombina bombina (fire-bellied toad)
Lineage: Eukaryota; Metazoa; Chordata; Amphibia; Anura; Bombinatoridae
Gene: IDO2
Product: indoleamine 2,3-dioxygenase 2
Exons: 10
Coding region: 77-1330 (417 amino acids)
Biological process (GO): 'de novo' NAD+ biosynthetic process from L-tryptophan
Cellular component (GO): cytoplasm
Molecular function (GO): metal ion binding; indoleamine 2,3-dioxygenase activity; L-tryptophan 2,3-dioxygenase activity
Source: RefSeq, a predicted model, not a curated record
CCCAAUGCUCAAUCAGCAUAUAAGUUGUGUUUAAAUAGGUGUUCCGUCUGCCUACAAGUCAGUCUGGUAUAGAAACAUGGACAGUCCAGACUAUUCUUACAUCGACCCUGCAAACUUCUAUGUAACUGAAGACUAUGGAUUUAUUCUCAAGGAGCCACUGACAAAUCUUCCUGUAUAUUAUGAACCAUGGAUGAAUAUUGCAGAAAAUUUACCUGCCUUGAUUGAGAGCAAGCAGCUGAGAGAUAAAGUCAGGAAGGUGCCAGAGUUGGAUAUAAAGCACCUAUCAGGAUACAGGGAGCUUCGCUUCGCCCGCUUGAUACUCAGUCACAUAGUCAUGGGAUACGUGUGGCAAGAUGGAGAGCAAGAAGCAGCAAAGAUUCUUCCUCGAUCUCUAGCUGUCCCUUAUCACCAACUGUCUCAAGUCCUUGGGUUGCCAAUGAUUAUAGUGCACGCUGACCUUGUAUUGGCCAACUGGAAGAGGAAAGAGCCACUGGGACCGAUGACUUAUGAGAAUCUGUCCCCAAUCAUAUACUUCCCAGGAGGAGAAAGUUUUCGAGGUUUUGUCAUUGUCACUCUGCUUGUAGAAGUAGCUGCGAUCCCUGGCUUGAGGGCUGUCGCUCAGGCGGUUAGCGCAGUGUUACAUGAGGAUAAGCAGACACUGCUCAGAGCUCUGGGUGAACUGGAACAAUCGAUUAACAAGAUGAGUGACUCUCUGCAGCUCAUGAACAAUUAUGUGGACCCAGAUGUAUUUUACAACACAAUUCGACCGUUCCUGGCAGGAUGGAAGGAUAACCCAUCUUUGUCUGAGGGUCUGAUCUAUGAGGGAGUCAUGGAUGAGAAGCCGUUGUCAUUUUCAGGAGGCAGUGCUGCACAGAGCUCUAUCUUUCAUGUCUUUGAUGAACUGCUGGGUGUUCGGCACCAACACAAGAGCGCUGACUUUCUCCUAUGCAUGAGACAGUACAUGCCACCUCAACAUCAACGUUUCAUUGAGUGGGCAGGAUCGCCUUCAAUCUCAAAAUAUGUGCUCUGCUCAGGCUGUGUAGACCUUAUCUCUACCUUUAACAAUUGUGUCAGUGCUCUCACUCAGCUACGCUCCCUCCAUAUUCGUAUUGUCUCCAAAUAUAUCAGUGCAGCAGGUGCCCGUGCCAGGACAGAGAAAGGCCAAAUUGGUGAGAGAGGGCAGAUCCAAGAGGAGAGGGGAACUGGUGGGUCACAAAUCAUGAGCUUCCUAAAGAGUGUGAGAGAUACUUGCAAAGAGGGUCUUCUGGAGCAGAGUACAGAGGAUAGCUGUAUAGCAGUAGGUAGAAUUAUAACUUUAAGCCCAGAGUAAGUUUGGCAUAAAGUUAAAAUGUUUUUGAUCCAGCAACCUGGUUGUAAACAUGCAUUGCAGGACAAUCAGUAUAUUUCCUAACAAAUUAAAACCUUUGGCCCUAUCCUUUACAUAAAUACUUAAAAAGGGACUUAAAACAUUUGGAGAUGGCAAUAUAAAAUGAUAAGUCAUAUAUACAGUGUGUAUAUAUAUAUAUAUAUAAAUAUAUAAUUAUAUAUACAGUAUAUAUAUAUAUAUAUAUAUAUAUAUAUAUAUAUAUAAGAGGUCCUGACUGACUCAUCAACGCCCAGCUCUAACCGUUAAACCUAGGAUUUUUGAAAAUUACGUCCCUAAGGGGUGGAAACAGGGGGGUGCAUUUUUUUAAUGAGGCUACCUAUAUCUCAAAAACCAGCAAUGUUACAGACGCAGAAAUUGGUAUUUCGAUUCUCCUUGAAAAAUAAAGAAACAAGUGUUUUAACAUUUCCUGAAGAUCUACUUUAGGGGGGU